UGAUAUCCCCAUGCAUCAAACAAUGCAGGGGCUACAAAUAGACCGGGGCUACAUGAUCUGUUUGUUGACCGUGGCCAUUUGAAGAGUUUUGAUGUGACAGGAAACCCUCUGAGAAUUCGGUGUCCUCAACGCCCAUUGGCUGAUCGUCCAGCCACAAAGGUUCCCGUCGUUUGAGGCGAAAUGGACUGCCCCGGGAAUCUAUAUAUCAAGCUGAUGUCAACGCGAAACAUGAAUAAUAAACUUGUCAUCAUUCAAUCAUUCACUGCCUCCUGUAUAUAGGGGUGUAUCGGGAUGCAGUGCUGUUGGAGCCUGGGCGGUGGUACGAUGGAUACGUCGAGGAUAAAAAUAGUAAACAUUGUUCUCUAUUACGGAAUACUACUCCUUUUAAUUCACGUGCAACAUAUAAACGCAAAUGGCAUUCUUUCCAAGGAGGACUUGCUAUUUAAGAAACUGCAGGACGCCCGUAGCGGCACGAUGGCAAGGCCGGUCAGGAAUGCUUCAGAGGCUGUCCAGGUCAACGUGAGAGCAAGUCUAAUUCAGAUACUUGACUUGGACGCCAAGGAGCAGUCGGUUAGCAUAUCAGCGUAUAUGGAAGUGAAAUGGUUAGAGCCACGAUUUGAAUGGAACCCAGCAGAUUACGAUGGGGUGUCAAAGGUUGUUGUAGACGCCAAUGAUCUGUGGAUCCCGGAUGUUGGCCUGGUUAACAGCCUUGAUGGAGACUUUGACUUCUCAAAGAGCAAACCUUUUCGAAUUUUGGUGGAGUCGGACGGGACAGCAAGGUGGUUUCCAGGAGGAAUCUUCCGCGUUCCAUGUCCUUUAGAUCUGACCUAUUUCCCAUUCGAUGAGCAGAACUGUACGUUCAUCUUAUCGAGCUGGAGCUACAACGCCCUUGCUUUGAAAUUACGGACGGUUACCGGGACUAUGACGGUUGAGACGAUGGUGUCACAGACGGAAUGGGGUGUUGGUGAGGUUUCUAUUCACGCCAUGGACAGGCAACCAGAUUUAUCCACUGGUUUCCAAAACUCUGCAUUCUCGUUCUUGUUUAUCAGUUUGACAUCGGCGAGAGAUCCCAUGUUUUAUAUCACGAACAUUAUCAUACCUGCCAUUAUCAUUUCUUUGCUGGUCCUGACCGUGUUUUUCCUACCCUGCGAGUCGGGAGAAAAGGUGUCACUGGGUGUGACGAUUCUUUUGGCCUUCACAGUAUUUCAGCUGGUUGUUGCAGAGACGUUACCACCUAACACCAAGGCGACACCUCUAGUCGUUAUCUACCUGACAGUGCUGAUGACAACGACGGCCAUAUCAACGGUGGUGUCCGUGAUCGUCCUGAACCUCUACCACAUGCAGUCCGAGACCAGAAUUCCAGGAUGUGUGCGGGUUUUUAUCUAUGAUGUCCUGGCCAAAAUAAUUUGUUACAGGACCUUCCAUAGGCUGAAGUCUAGUGAAAACUUAUCAGACCAGAGUGAAAGUGUUCCGGCAGAUGACAUGGACAAGACCAACUAUAUCAACAACAUCUUAGGAGGUAAAGUCAAAAAUGAAGAGACGGAGAUUAUGAUGGAAGGGAACAGCGAUGGUGAAAUCGCUGCCCUUCUCAAAGAUAUCGCCAAUGUAGUGCAGAGAAUGGAUGAAAGGCGACAUGAGCGCCAUCUUGAAACGGAGAUUCUGAGCGAAUGGAAGGAAGCCGCCGAUGUGGUUGACCGGUUCCUUAUGUUAGUGUAUUUCAUUGCUGUUUUGUGUAUCACUGUCGCUUUUCUACUAAUCAUAUCGGGUGGAAAAUAACUGAAGUCACCAGCUGUGAUAAAAAGUACCGGACGGGGAUUCAGCUUUUCUGGGGAAAAACAGUUCAAAUGAUGAACUCUCCCUAUGCAUCAGGCAUGCCACGAAAAGGAGGGAAGGUCCGUUCUGUAGUUGAUUGCCUACAUGAGAUCUUCCACUGACUCGAUCAGAUUAACGGGGCUAUCGAAAAAAUCUUCGUGGGGGUAAUAUUCACAUUCUGGUGAGUUCUGGUGUAAACGUAUUUGAGUGUUUCCGUUUCCUGUUUUUAUGACUGUUUUCCCUCAUUGGUUGGGAAUGCGGAGUGACAGAUUGGCAUGUUUCUCUGUUUCCCCCUCAGUUGGGACUUUGGAAGGUUACUUUUGAACUAUUGUACUUUUGCAUAAGUGCACUCAACAUUGCCGCCGGACAUGUAUAUCACAACUUUGAAUAAUCGAUGUUGUAUUCGUAUACGUAGUCUAUC
This is a messenger RNA of Lineus longissimus, 2233 nucleotides long. Its product is annotated as neuronal acetylcholine receptor subunit beta-3-like. Gene Ontology annotation, biological process: signal transduction; nervous system process; chemical synaptic transmission. The transcript is spliced from 6 exons. Gene Ontology annotation, cellular component: plasma membrane; neuron projection; synapse. The coding region runs from base 292 to 1776 and encodes 494 amino acids. Lineage: Eukaryota; Metazoa; Nemertea; Pilidiophora; Heteronemertea; Lineidae. The record is from RefSeq and is a predicted model, not a curated record. Gene Ontology annotation, molecular function: excitatory extracellular ligand-gated monoatomic ion channel activity; transmembrane signaling receptor activity; transmitter-gated monoatomic ion channel activity involved in regulation of postsynaptic membrane potential.